This is a messenger RNA of Triplophysa dalaica, 1262 nucleotides long. It is a transcript of the gene hdip1, whose product is annotated as chromosome 1 C16orf87 homolog. The coding region runs from base 142 to 603 and encodes 153 amino acids. Lineage: Eukaryota; Metazoa; Chordata; Actinopteri; Cypriniformes; Nemacheilidae. The record is from RefSeq and is a predicted model, not a curated record. The transcript is spliced from 4 exons.
UUGAUGGUCAAUCGGCUAGUACGUGUGCCUGAGCUCCCGGGAAGCCGAUCAGCUGCACUCCUCUCCUAACCAGUGUGCGUCAGUGCAGCUGGAAGUUUUACUGUACGAUCGAGGAAUAUUGUUGAAGCUCUUCGUUUAAAUAUGUCUACAAUUAAAGUGAAGAAAGUGAAAAUGGCUACCAAAUCAUGCCCCGAAUGUGACCAACAGAUUCCUGUGGCUUGCAAGUCCUGUCCUUGUGGUUACAUCUUCAUCAGCCGAAAGCUUCUCAAUGCUAAAUUAAAUGAGAAGUCAUCUCCAGGAUUAGACAAAUUGGAUGCCAAAAGAAGACGAACCGAAAGAAUCAGAAAAGAGAAAAUAAACUUAACAUCUCCAAGCGACAUGGAAAACAGGAGACGAUCGCGUACCAACAGUCAGUCUGAUCCAAUUCGUAGAGGCAGAGGGAGACCCAAAACUGUUGGACUGAAGAAGCAGGAGGAAGAAAAAGAAAAACAGGAAAAGGAGGUUGACAUAUAUGCCAACCUCUCCGAUGAGAAAGCUUUUGUGUUCUCUGUGGCCUUGGCAGAAAUUAAUCGCAAAAUUAUGGGACAGAGACUCAUUCUGUAGCAGGUGCUGGUGGAAACAAAUACAGAUAGAACUCAGGACUCUUUCUACGCAAGUGUGCGGGUAUCCCAUAUGUCUAAUGUAAAAGAGGGUGGGAAACAGUGACCCGGAAAUGCUUAUGACUGUGGCUUAAAUCCUGCCUACAUGCAGCCGAAGCUCAGUGGUGCUACCGUGUGCUGGUGGGAAUUCGAAACUGCUCUGCAGAUCUGUACGAGGGAAAAAUGACUGCUGUCCUCGGCAAGAGCGGAAAAUUGCAGUUAAUAUUAGGGGUGUAUGAUUCUAUUUAUAUUUUAAUUAAAAUUUUAUGGAAUGUAUUAAGUGUCACUCUUAGUCAUUUCUUAAAAAGAGGCAAACACUGGGUUCAGCAAAAGGGCGACAUACGUGCAAGGUUAUCACAUGGCUGGUAUCUUUAAUUCAGACUCGAAAGAUAAUCUUUUACACUGUUUUGUGUAUUGAGGUGCCGGUGAGCCAUUUAUUUCUUAAGUAACCUUGUGGCUUUUGAACCCAGGGGAAUUCCUGAUAAAUGGUUAUUUAUUAUGCCUCUACCACCUUAAUUUAAGUGCAUAUUUUAUUUUUCCUGUAUAGUUUUCUUUUACAAACAGCAACAACAAACUUGUGUAAUAUUCAAUUUGUGAAUAUAUUAAAAAGUGAAAUUCUCUGAA